Neltuma alba is the source of this 561-nucleotide messenger RNA. Its product is annotated as isoflavone-7-O-methyltransferase 9-like. NCBI's taxonomy places the organism in Eukaryota, Viridiplantae, Streptophyta, Magnoliopsida, Fabales, Fabaceae. The coding region runs from base 1 to 561 and encodes 186 amino acids. The transcript has 2 exons. Gene Ontology annotation, molecular function: O-methyltransferase activity. The record is from RefSeq and is a predicted model, not a curated record.
AUGGCACUUAGAGAUUGCAAGUCAAUCUUCAAUGGACUUGAAACCCUGGUUGAUGUUGGAGGUGGCACAGGAACCACUCGUAGGAUAAUCUCUGAGAGAUAUCCUAAUUUGAAGUGCAUAGUGUUUGAUCUUCCACAAAUUGUUGAAAACUCUUCAGGAAGCCAUAACUUGAGCUAUGUUGGUGGCAGCAUGUUUGAAUCCAUCCCUUCUGCUGAUGCUAGGGAUGUAACAUUACCUGUUGUUGAUGUUGUGCACUGGAUAUUACACAACUGGGAUGAUGAAAGUUCCAUAAAGAUAUUGAACCAAUGUAAGGAGGCAAUUUCAAAGAAAGAUGAAGAAGGAGGAAAAGUGAUCAUCAUUGACGCAGUGCUAAAGGAAAAGGAAGAUGACAAUGACAUGGCACAAGUGAAACUCUUGUUUGACAUUUUGAUGAUGAGUACUCUCAAUGGAAAAGAGAGAACUGAGAAAGAAUGGAACAAACUUCUUGUCUCUGCAGGCUUCAAACAUCAUAAGAUUACUCCUCUUUUUAGUUUUAGGUCAAUCAUUGAGGCUUAUCCCUAA